AUGUCUGUCCCUAUUUUGAACGUUAAAGCAAUACUUUUGACGGCAUGUCGAAUGCUCCUACGGCUGCGUAGUAGGACGUUCAGGAUGGACGAUGGCUGGGCCACAUUCUCAUCUGUCGGUCUUUUCAUCUUCAGUGUCUGCACGUUUGUAUCUCUUGGCCAUGUCGAAGGAGUAACUGCCAUCGCGUUGGAUUAUCUGGUGUCUGAGCUUUUCUAUACUGUAAUAUGGUACACCCUCUUUGCCCAGACGUUCUGGCAUUCGGCGCCGCAAAGAUGUCCAAAGAGCACGGGCAUAGCCAUCGCCCAACUGACAACCGGCGUGGCCGCAAACGCCGCCCUUCUCGUCCUCCCAGCGACGUUCCUGUUUGAUGCUUCGCUCACUAACAAACAGCGUGUCCAUAUGAUUUGCACCAUCGCUGCGGUCGCGUUUGCUGCGGUUGCAAGUCUUGUACAUGGCUACUUCACUUUGCGUGUCGGCGGAUUGCCUGAAUUGGUACUAGCCAUCAUCGAGGCCUCCGCUACCCUCAUGGCCUGCAGUGCUGCAAUCAUUGCCACUGCCGUCUUAGAUCUCAUCAAGAAGCCUUCUCCAUCGGAUCGUUGGAUAAUGACUUCAUCAUUCAACGCGCUCUCUCCUACAUUCUCCACCGAUACUGUCAAAACCGUGCAUCUCUCGCCGCGCUCGGGAACAUCAGUUUCGUACGAAGGCAAUACACCCUUCAGAAAGUCACCUUCACUGUGGGGUCCAAAUGGGGCUGGAGUACACAUUACCGAGGAGAAGGUUUCUGUGCUGCAUUUCCCAACACCUGCUGUUCUCAAGCGCUCCGCGUAA
Messenger RNA from Pleurotus ostreatus (oyster mushroom), 828 nucleotides. RefSeq lists its product as uncharacterized. The record is from RefSeq and is a predicted model, not a curated record. Lineage: Eukaryota; Fungi; Basidiomycota; Agaricomycetes; Agaricales; Pleurotaceae. The transcript has 7 exons. Bases 1 to 828 code for a protein of 275 amino acids.